This is a messenger RNA of Anthostomella pinea, 1737 nucleotides long. The record is from the annotation of a GenBank genome assembly. NCBI's taxonomy places the organism in Eukaryota, Fungi, Ascomycota, Sordariomycetes, Xylariales, Xylariaceae.
AUGCUGACUCUUGAUCACCAGGCGUUCUAUAUCGGAGCCACGACUGUUCUGGCCACCAUGACUCACAGGACUGGCCUGUUCGUCCACCAGUGGGACCUUCGACUGAGCGGCUUGGAACACUUUGUAUAUUGCUAUCUUAUCACAACGAUACUCUACUGUUUUGCUAUCUCGUUCAUCAAGGCGUCCAUCCUCCUCGAAUGGAUCCGGAUAUUUGUUCCUAAAUCAACGCGCAACAGGUUCUUUUGGAUAUGUUACGCCAUGGUCUGGGCCAAUUCGUUAUUCUAUGCUAUCACAGUCAUCACCCUCAACCUCACUUGUGUUCCUCGAGAGCGGAUUUGGCGCCGCUGGAUACCGGGAACGUGCAUCAACAUCAACGCCUUCAAUCUCUUCAUUUCGAUCUUCAACCUGAUAUUCGACGUCCUCAUCUUGUCGCUCCCGCAUCGGGUGAUAUGGAGGUUGGCGCUGUCAACGCGGCAGAAGAUUGGUAUCUCCUUCAUCUUCUCAGUUGGCAUUGUGUACGUCGCAGCCCCUAUCGAAGUGCUCGUAUCUCCCACGAUCCUUGAUUAUGUUAAUGCCGCCCCCAGGACCUGCGUCUGUGCCGCCGGUCGCGUUGCUUCCGCAGUCAACUUGACCUACAACCUCGACACAACCUACGCGUACUCCAGGCACCUGAUAUGGGGCCUUGCCGAGACCACGACCGCGGGACUAGUCUUCUGCGUUCCAGCAAUACCCCUCGCUUUUCGUAAGGGCCGCAACUCGACAUCCACGCAUGAUGUAUCUCUGCUACUUCGAGGAAUCGACAUCAGGAACACCGAGAUCCGUGGUUCAUUGGUUUCCAGGCUUAGUUACUCGGACGAUUAUACUCCCCGUAUCAUACGAACACAAAACCACCAUGGGGCAUCUCGGCACAGCGACCUUUACAGAGACAUUUACGAAGACCUUAGCUCCUGGUACAGAUGGCUACAGCUGCUGUCGCGGGACUUGCACGAGCAAGACGCUUGCUACUUUUGCUGCAAAAUCCAUUCGCCCUUGGAACCAUACAACCCAUACGCGCAAAGUCUAUGUUCAUAUGAAUGGAUCUGUCGCAUAAAGCGCCCCCGGAGCUUUUGGAAGAUUCCCAAGGUCGUCAUCGAUGCGGUAAUCCUGCGCGCCUCCGUUGGUCAAGACUACCGUUACACCUUGACCAACGUGAACACCAGCCGCCCUAUCACCAGCCCCCACGGCCACUUCCGCUACGGGCGCGCCUUCUAUAAAGCCCGCGUCUUUGAUGGAAAAUUCGUACUGCGAACGCAGUCGGCAUGGUAUUAUCAUCGAGGCGGGAGCAUGUCGCAUGAUUUCUUCGCUGCUGACUUCGACGGCGCCUGUCAACAUUUCAAGUGGUCCCAAGAACGACCCUUUCACGAGGCACUGGGCAAGAUUCGCUCAUGCGACAGAUGCAUGACCGACUACACCACCAACCUCCUGCAGCCACUGGGAGGCGAAGAGGUGUUGAUCUUCACGAGCUGGAGCCAACUCAUCGCCGGCCCGACGUACCUGGACGAGGAGCCGCGGAUGAACGAAUAUUAUAGGAGCCUAGAGCCAGAUGGGUGUGUGUUCGAGGCCUUUGAGCCACAGCGACUUGUGGUGGACCUGGGCGCGAAGGACACCGCCAGAAUACUCGAAGACCUUCGUAGCCUUCCAGAUGUCAAGAGAACACAUCGGUAUAUUUGCAACUACCACAGUGGCCGAUGGGAUUGA